Messenger RNA from Polyodon spathula (Mississippi paddlefish), 3087 nucleotides. Its product is annotated as cellular communication network factor 6-like. Gene Ontology annotation, molecular function: integrin binding; heparin binding. The transcript is spliced from 6 exons. NCBI's taxonomy places the organism in Eukaryota, Metazoa, Chordata, Actinopteri, Acipenseriformes, Polyodontidae. Gene Ontology annotation, cellular component: extracellular region; extracellular matrix. Bases 1358 to 2164 code for a protein of 268 amino acids. Gene Ontology annotation, biological process: cell adhesion; signal transduction. The record is from RefSeq and is a predicted model, not a curated record.
GGUUAGGUAGCGUCUCCGUUGACCUGGGCUGAUGGUAUGGAGCGGCAGGAGUUGCUUUGUGAAUGUGCGCAGAUUAUUGGUACCCUCUACUGAAUGUAACUCGCAGUGUAAUUCAAACCAUUUGUCAUUGCUGUUAAUUUCAUCAAAGAAGCAUGAUAAGGUGAGGUGUAAUAACAACUCAUAGACAGUGUAACAUGUAGCUUUCAUGUGUCUUUUUUUAUAAUCGAAAGGGAAACAACUCAAAGUUGUAUAAGCACGGGUAUAAGAAGGACUAAAAAGCAGCGUCAAUUAAUUUAUCAUGGGCUACUUUUAUUAUUAUUUGUGAUAAACUCAAUAAAUAACUUCAUUUUUAAGCAUGUCUGUUAUUUACCUAUGACAAAACAACAUUGUUCUUAUUUUUAGUGAAAUCUGCAAAAAAUGGAUACACAUUUAACUAUUGAUUGAAAUACUGUACAUGUAAUAAAUUAGAAAGAAAAAAAUAUGAAUUCUCUCAAAAUAAUUUCAGUGGUAUGGCUUCUUCCAAAUUACAGAAUAUCCUGUAUACUGUUACUACAUGAUAAAAUACUAAUGUUUUAAGAAUUCAAGUAUAUUAUUAACAUGUAAGAAACUCUACAUUUUCUCAGUAUUCAGUUUCAUGUUUAAUAUCAUUAUUUUAUUUAUUGGAAAUUGUCACAAGGGGCAACUGCUUAUUCUGCCCCCCUACUGUCGUUUAGGAAAUUGAAAAUCUCUAUACAAAACCAGUGCUUGAGGGGGAAACAUAUUACAGCUGCACCCCCUUGUGGCCGUACAGAAUAGAAUAUUAAACAGGAAGGAAGUCACACAAGUGUAGUCCAGGUUUCCAGUUGGGAUUCACACACGGGUAUCAGGGGUGCAAAACCCCACAGGCAAACGUCUGCAUCCACAUCCAUAUAUAAAAUAACAGCAACAUCAAAAAGCCCAUAGGCAAGAUUGAAAGACCGAAACACAGCAUUGAUAGAUGUCCUGUAGUAUAGAAAUGUAGGAUGGAAUGAUUGCAGACUGCUUGGCCCAGGAUCUUGUCUGCUUCUGGUCUGGCAGGCGUCGUCCUCAAUUGAUGUGCAACUGUCAACGCCGGUGAGAGGUUAACUAAGGCGGGCUGGUGGAGGACCAUUUACCCCAAGAAGGGAGAUGCAAGGAGGAGGCAGGGGAGGAAGACUUUCAGAACAUUAUGUAAAAGUUUUUCUGCAGAGCACAAAGCAAUGGUCAGUUAGCUGCACCGAAGGCUGGACCAGGCAGUCCUGAGCGCAGGCAGUUCUGUCACUGGCCCUGCAAUUGCCGCAACAAGCCCUUGUGUGCUCCGGGAGCCAGUCUGGUGAGGGAUGGCUGCGGAUGCUGCAAAAUGUGUGCCAAGCAAGUCGGGGAGAUCUGCAAUGAGGCUGAGGUGUGUGACCCUCACAAGGGGAUGUACUGCGACUAUUCAACCGAUGGGCCUCGCUUUGAAGUUGGUGUGUGCGCCUACAUGAUGGGAGUGGGAUGUGAGCUCAGUGGUGUUUUUUAUAACAAUGGUCAGACAUUUCAACCCAGCCCCCUGUACAAAUGCACAUGCAUUGCUGGUGCGAUUGGCUGCAUGCCCGCCUUCACUCAAGAAACUGCUGCUAAACCAGCACAGCUCAGUGCUGCCAAUGAUCCAAGGAAGCACCAACAGGGUACAACCUACAGAACAAUGCCAGCUUACAGGGCCCAUCCUGUAGCAUGGAAAAGGAGCUGCCUGGUCCAGACCACGCCAUGGAGCCCCUGCUCAAAGUCCUGCGGAAUGGGCAUCUCCAUCAGGGUGAACAACGACAACAGCAAAUGUGAAAUGAGGAAAGAGCGCAGGCUGUGCUUCCUGCGGCCCUGUGAUAGCUAUAUACUAAGAAAAGUGAAGAUACCAAAAGGAAAAACUUGCCAGCCAAAGAUCCAGCCACAGAAACCAGAGAAGCUAACUCUUUCUGGCUGUACAAGCAAUCAAAGCUACAAACUCACAUACUGUGGAGUCUGCAGCGACAAGCGCUGCUGUAGCCCCAACAAAUCAAGAAUGAGUACUGUACAGUUCAAUUGCACUGAUGGGGGAAUUGUUCAGUGGAAGAUGAUGUGGAUCACCUCCUGUGUAUGCCAUCGGAACUGCCAAAAGCCUGGAGACAUGUUCUCUGAACUCAGAUUUCUUUAGUUACCGACUAUCAACACAGAAUGACAUACCUGAAAACCCGGCAAGGUGGAGUUAAAGAGAUGUUUUCAAAUGGUCUUGAAACCGUUCAGGGUUGCGUUUUCUUAUUUCCGCAGCACCUACACCGCAAGUUCAGGAUUCACAUGACAAUACAAUUGCUAUGGGGGGGGGUCGGACGACUGCCUUUUAUAAUUCUGACCAUGAUCUGUGCAAAUCUAUUAAACAUAAUGCAAUGUGCAUUCUGAGAAACUAUAGACUUUUUCACUGGCACUUGUACAAUAUGUUUUCAUCAUAAACGUAUACUGUACAUGGAGUUAUGAAACAUUGCAAGCUGAUCCAAAUUCAUUGCUUUACUGUUGCAAAUCUUUUGUUACAGGUUCAGACUACAGAAUUUUACCACUACAGAGCCACUGCUUUAUCUGAGAACUUUAAAUAGCAUAUCUUGGUAGAAUCAUUACAAGGGAUGGGACGGAUUGUAUUACAUUACGACCACACAUUAUUUAAAAAGGGACAAUUAAAUAAAGCUUUUUGGUUUUUUGUAGGGUUUUUAAGAAGUAAAACUGCAUUUGCUACAACAAUUGUGAUACAAUAUUUAGUAGUGAGAUUGUUAGGAUUAAAAUAACAUCUAUGUAGACUACACGUUUGUGUUAUGUACCUUGUACAUAAAUAACUGAAAUGCAUUCUCAGCUGAAGAAGGGACUUGCGUGGUAGGGGAAACUUGUGUUUGAUUUACAUUUUUAAUAACGUCUAAUAAAGUUUAGAAAAACUUUUCUCUUUCUUCUGUAUGUAUGUGCAAGUUAAAAAUAUAAAAGGUUCAAAUAAAUGCAAGAAUACAAACCCUUAUGUCAUGGGUCCUCACAUCUGUCACACUAAAGUUUAGAUAACUGCUUAUCCAAUUUUGAUGAAACUAGGAUCCAGAAUGUGCA